This is a messenger RNA of Penicillium hordei, 591 nucleotides long. RefSeq lists its product as uncharacterized. Lineage: Eukaryota; Fungi; Ascomycota; Eurotiomycetes; Eurotiales; Aspergillaceae. The transcript is spliced from 2 exons. The record is from RefSeq and is a predicted model, not a curated record. The annotation marks the transcript as partial.
AACCCCCCAAAACCCUUCUCGAGGCCAAUCCAAACCCUUCUCACCCCUAGCAACCAUUCCCCGCCGCCAACACCAGCCGAGACAGCGGCCAAUCUUGUUAACUCGGUGACUAUUUCUUCAGAUCCGGCCCACGCGCUCUGGGAACUCUGGGACGCCUUCUCUACAGCUGUCGCCACCUCUCCAACUUCACAUAACCCUCACCUUUCCCUCCACGCACACCCGCCAACGCAGCCUAACGAACGCGCAAGAUCCAAUGCCAGUAGCUACAUCGAGGCCGACGGAAAGCUAUACUGCGCGCAGUGGCGCGACGUGCAUGAUAUCCUCGAGGCCUGGCGUAAUUGGGACGGGGUGCGUGAUUCGAGUGCGGGUAACUCUACUAUUAGUACGUUAAGUAGCAGUGGUGGAGAGUAUUUUCUCCGCUUCUGCGUAUUCUCAGCUGCGCUUCUGAACAUGACUAAAGGUAAAGGCAACGUGCCUCCUAUAUGGGUUUUCUUUGCAUGCCGCGACGUGCUAGAGCGCGAUGGACCUCAGUCAUGCCCACAAAAAGGGCAUAGGAUGUCGUCGGAGCAGUUGUGGGCGCUGGAUGUCUAG